AAGAGAGUUCGCCAUUUUCAUGCGGUCCCCUGCUGACGGCGGUCGUCUUUACACGACUGCGAGCGCAUCGAAUAAAGCGUAUUUGUAUUAAAUACGGACGGUUUCGUGUUUUAUUGCUUAAAUUUAUUACGCAAAUUCUCUUUAGCCCGCACGCGUAGGUUUUGGCGCCCACGCGUCAAAAAUCGCGGGGGCGAAUACGGAGGCUUCGCGCUCAAACGUGCGCGCGCGCCGACUGACACACACGUUUCGAUAAAAAGUACUUUUUUAAGCAAAAUACAAAAAGAAAUUCGGAACGGUAUUCAAAAACCAGUUAUAAAAGUGCUUCAGUGUUGCCAGUGACACGAAUUUCGAGGUGUCAGUUUUUGAAUAUCGAAUGACAUAUACGGAUGUUUUGUGUUUUAUGAAUGGAAUGGGAUAGGAAGUGACGUGAUGCAUAGUGCUGCGCCCGCGUCGGCCCGGUGGGCGCCUCUUUGUCGACAAUGAGCGGUCGUUAGAGCGGAAAGAAUGUGGGCGGUGUGCGUGGUGGCAACACUGUGCUUAUGGUGCGCGGGCGCGGAGUGGCGCUGCCCGGAGCUGAGCGCGCGGCCCGCUGCCGAGUGCGCCUGCGACCUGCCGCACACGCUGCGCUGCGCUGGCGAUCAUACCGCUCUACAGAUAAUUGGUCGUCAUCUUCGAGAGCAGAAAGCGAGAAAUAAGAACUCCGCAGUAUCUCUAUUGGAUUGCGCGCUGCGUGGCGUUUCUGCGCUCCCAGAAACUGAUAGUCUGUUGUUUGUACAGGAUGCUCAUUACUUGCGGGAGUUGGAUGUCUCUAGCAACGCGCUGGAAGGUCCCCUGGGCGCGGGCUCGUUGCCGACGCUGGCCUACCUCACUACAUUACAUCUAUCAGACAAUACCUUCGCUAGUAUACGCCGUGGGGCAUUGGCAGGGCUCACAAAUCUGACUCACUUGAAUCUUCACAAUAAUCAGGUUGAUGUAUUGGAGGACUACGCGUUCAGACAUCUCACCAAUUUGACGCAUUUAGAUCUCUCCCAUAAUGAAAUUGUAGCCGUCUCCGGCGCUUCGCUAGCUCAACUUACAAACUUAGUUCACUUGGACCUUUCGCACAACUUUCUGCGCUCACUUUCAGCGGAGCCAUUAAAGGCUCUCCGGAAACUAACAGAUUUACUUCUUCAUGACAAUGAUAUUGCUAUGAUAGACGACGGUGCUUUAACAAUACACAAGGAUUUGAGUCGUUUUACUAUUGAAGAUAAUCCUCUCAAUUGCGACUGCUUAAUGGCGGGCUUUGCGAGGUGGUUGCGGGAAGCAAAAAACCUAUCCCAAUCUGACAAAUCCGCGGCGAUCUGCGCCACACCACCUCAUUUAGAAGGAGCACUGCUGUCCAGACUAUCGAAAAACAAACUAUGUGAUGAUUACGAACAUAUAGAACCAAAGAAAGAUGAUGUAAAUUAUGAUUAUAAUAAAAUAUAUAAUGUUGAUGUACGGGAUAAACUAAACGUUGUUGAUGAAACUGCUGUUGAUGGGGAUAUUUAUAUAGAUAAAGCGGAAGGUCUAGAUGAUGAUAUAUAUGAUGAAGAAUUAGAAGUACCAGGAGAAGAGGAUUUGCCAAUAUCUAAGACAAAAGUGCGGUUAGAAGACGCCUGGUAUGAUAAGGAAGAAGUACAUCUAUCGUGGUCGUUGGACCCACCUUCGAGCCGUCGGUUUCGAUGUACUGGGGUCACAGCGUCACGAGGAGGCAGUCUGCCCAAGCAUGUCGCUUGUCAUAGAGCGUCACCUGCUAACGUUGUUCUACGAGGUUUCAAAAUUGAUCCUCUUGAACAUUAUACUUUUUGUAUCGCAUUAGAAGAAAUGGACAAUAAAGAUAUACCGAUGGCUCUAGUUUUGGGAUGCGGUGUGCCCCAACUUGUUAGACAACGUGCUGAGUAUAUAACUGUUGCAAGCUUGCCAGUCACCACCCCUCCAGCUAGACCUGCGUUCAGAGUUUCUGAAGUACGAUCUAACGUUACGAGUGACGGAGUUCUCACUGUAUUAAUAUCAGUCAUGGGUUUACCUGCACCACGCUCACCUUUCGUAUUACCUCGUUCACAAAGACUUUCUACUCCUGACAAUAGAUAUCUAGCUAUUGGUAAUUGUUAUGUGAUUCUCGCUGUUUUAUCAAAAGGAUCAUUAGUAGCUCAAAAAGAUACACCAUGUCAGAGUACUUUAGAAGUAUCAAUGGAAGGUUUUGUUAGAGGACCAUACGAAGUCUGUGCGAAGAUUUCAAAGAAUAAACUAGAUGAAAUACGACCGAUUUGUGUUGUGCCACAAUUACAAGAGCCGCUAGGCUCUUUGGAAAUCAAAUCCGGAAUGAAGGGAUUGAAUUCGGCUUUAGUUGGUGUGGCUCUAAGUUUAACGGUUAUUGUUAUUUGUCUGAUAUGGUUUGUUAGAAAGGUGUUGAAGAAACCAGCGAACUUUGAACCACAUCGAUGCUUUAGACAGGAACCUGUAGCAGAGGAAAAUGUUCGAGCUAGUUAUGUGAUGUUAACGGCUACUUCUAAAGUUUAGAUUGUUUUCGUUUUAAGUCAUGCCAUAUAAAAUUAAUUUACUAGUCUUUUUUAGUUAGACUUAUUUAUGUGAAAACAAGCAUACUUUGCUUAGAGCAUUAAAAAGGGUUCUUUAACAAGGAACAUCUUAAAAAUUAGUAACGUUUUGUAAAUAUUACUACUUACUUUAUAUGAUAAAAUUGUUAUUGUGUAAACAGGAGAUAUGCGUAUUAAAAAUCAGAAAAUCAAAUGUAAUCGAACUAAUACAUUAUUAUUUAGAUAACUAUUAAUGAAUCCCAGAGUACAAUUACAGAAAGAAAACUGUAAAAAGUUAUAAUUUUUUCCUUUAUUUUUAACCUUGGUUUUCUUUGAACCCAUUCUUCAGUUACGUCUUUAGAUUAUAUUAUAUCAACAACAUAGAAUAUUUUUUUAAUAAUUGGGUAAAAAUCAUCUAAAUAUCAUCUACCUGAUUUUAUAAUGUUCCUGCUUCACAACAAUAAUUUUAAACAAUCAAUGUAUUACUCCAAUUGCCUUCUUUAGUUUUAUACAAAUAAUAAUGGAUACAAAAUGAUUUGUUGAUAAUUAGGUUUUCGUAGAAACACGUUCACGAGAUAAUGGUCUCGGCGAUUUUCCCGGAACGUAAUUUAAACUCAUCACCUCUGUGAACUUUGAUAAGAAAUAAACGUAUUAAUAUAACAAUUAUUAAUAAUCUAUCUUACACUAUAAAUUAAGUAACCUAAUAAUAACCACAAAAGGGAUUUUCAAUAAUUAAAUCAUGUUAUGAAAUGCUUACAAAAAUUGUACCUACUUCUGACUUAUACUUCCAACUAUAUUUGCAUUAAAACGCACACCUUUGACUAAACUAUCGCAGAACUAUUUAGUUUCGCUUUGAUUUCUAUGAGCUUAUAUGGAGGGAACAC
Molecule: messenger RNA, 3439 nt
Organism: Papilio polytes (common Mormon)
Lineage: Eukaryota; Metazoa; Arthropoda; Insecta; Lepidoptera; Papilionidae
Exons: 10
Coding region: 505-2541 (678 amino acids)
Cellular component (GO): plasma membrane
Molecular function (GO): protein binding
Source: RefSeq, a predicted model, not a curated record